CCCGGAAAAACACGCUGACUGCAGCAUAUCAGGGGGGAGAACGGUCGAUGUGUAUGUUUCACCGAAGAGAAAUGGGUUUGAACAGGGACCACAACAAAAGGACAGCUCGAACUAAUGGUUCAGAAUCUGCAGUUGACCCACCAGUUUUGCGCAUUAGCCAGCUGGACGCCCUGGAGCUGGACUCGGCUCUUGAGCAACUGCUGUGGACCCAGUUCACUCAGUGUUUCCAGAACUGCCGCCCAGGGUUGCUCACCCCGGUGGAGCCUGAACUGAAAGUUUUACUUUAUCUGCUGCUCUGGAGGUUUACUCUUUAUUCUAGCAAUGCCACAAUAGGUCAAUCUCUACUGAGCCUGCGCUAUCAAAGCACAUCUUCAUCAUCUCCCCACUACAGACCGCUGUUCCCUCGUCAGAAGUUUUGUCUUGCCAUACUUACUGCAGGCCCCCGUUGGCUGCAGGAGCGUUCCUACCGUCUCCUGCCAUGUUUAGCUUUGAGUCCAAGAGGGGCUGUUUCGGAAUCAGACGGUGGCUUGCUGCAACAAAGUCUCCGUAAAGCCCUGACUCUUGUUUCUGGUCUGGCUAAGUUCGCUACCUUUGUCAACUUCCUAGUUUUCCUAAGGAGUGGCCGUCACCCUGUCCUACCUGAAAGAAUUGCGGGAGCUCAGGCUGUGUUCAGUAAACCUAAUGUGGUUCGAGAUGUAACUUACCAGUACAUGAACCGGGAACUACUGUGGCACGGCUUUGCCGAGUUCCUCAUCUUCUUGUUGCCGCUGGUAAAUUUAAGGAAACUGAAAGCGGCGGUGUUAUUGCAUGUGCUUGGAAGAAAAGAUUCCGAGGAAGAAGGCACAAGAGAGGGAAAAGACGUGUGGAAAAACUGUGGACUAUGUGGAGAAUGGCCAACAAUGCCUCAUACAGUGGGAUGCCAGCAUGUUUUCUGCUACUACUGCAUUAAAAGCCACAGCAUUGCCGACGCUUACCUCACAUGUCCGAAAUGUGGGGCAGAAGCAGGGACGCCCAAUGUGGUGAAGAUGGACAUGCGGGUUGUGGGCAGGUGAUGGUUCCAUCCUGCUGAGAGAAAACUGCUAGAAACUCGAUCUGAGUGAAAGGGAUAGUUGAGGAUUAUUUAAGCGGAGAUUUGAUAAACUGUAAGAAGCAAGUAGUAUUUUACCUUUAGCAAAUAACUGUGUUUUUUUUUGUUUUGUUUUUUUUAACAUGAAUCCUGAUCAGUAAGAUGAAGCUAACAGACAUGACCAAAUCAGACUUUUAUCAGCUUAAAGCGACUUGAGUCUCAGAAACAUCUCAACUGUUUUUGCCAAAAUUUUCAAAACCCUUAAAAUUUAUGUUAGUUAGCAUUGGGCAGUCGUAUCUAGAGAAGCCAGUGAUUAAACUUGAUUGACUUAUUCAUUGAUUAUUUACACAGAAAACAGACUUAGGAAGUUGUGUGCCACCAGUGAUAUUAAGGUGGUAUACAAAAGUAGAAACACCCUUUAAUUGUUUUUUUCGUUUGUUUGUUUGUUUGUUUUGUUUUUUCCCAUGCUGUUUUUUUAUAUCUGUUUCUCUGACUGGAAAAACUUUACGUUUUGGUUCUUAGUAUGAGUUUCAUAUAUGAGGAAUAUUUCUGGUACCUCUAUUUCCUAUCUCCUUGAUAGAGAUGUUAAUUUCUGAAGAAAUUGUGUUUAUCUGUUCCCAGUAUUUGCUUUUUUUUUUUUUUUUUCCUUCUAAAUAUUUAGUCAUGUAUGACUUUAUGACGCGAGGACUUUUCCUUACUGUCUUUUCUAAGCACACAGUUGUCUAUGUUUAAUGUAUGUGUGCAUAUAUCGACAGUCUUCUGUGCCCUCUGUUUCUCUGGCUGGACUUUGGAUGGAAUUAUUUGUCUUUGGUGCACUGGACAGACUACAGAGCACCACACGGGGCAUAUAUUUGAUGAGUGAAUGUGUUGAUUUAUGCUCCAAAUUGGCUCUGUGAUGGGGCGCGUGGAUGUGUGUGUAUGUGUGUGUUUGUUGAAAUGGGAAUAUUUGUUCUGAUGAAAAAUGCAGAAAGUCAGCUGAAUAAAUAAUGGGAGGAAUUUCUGAUGCCUCUCAUCAUGGCCAAAUUAGCAUUUGUUGUGUAUUUUGUGCCUAAAUUGUAUUUCAACAUCAUUAAAAUUGAUAGAGUGCUACCUCUUGGGUGUUUAUUUAGUUAAGUGGAGGAGUGAGAGAGAGCGCGAGAUGAGGGAAAGUUAUAACAAUCAGUACACUUCUCUCUAGACAGGCCUGGUCGUUCUAACUCCCAUUAUCCGUUUUCACAGCACCCCAACAUGCUCAAGAUCAAGGGGGCAGCCAGGGGCUUGGAUUGACUCACACACACUUGACAGCCAUCCUCUCUUUUCCCUUGGCCUUUCUCUCUUUUGCUGCCUUUCCGUCUCUCUCCCUCUGUAAUCUCAAGGGCCCUCGCUCCUAUAAGACUGUAGUAAACUGUACCAAAACCCUGGCAGUCGUCUGCUUCCUCGCAGGCGAAUUACUCUCUAAUCCCUGUAAUGAGUCCAAAGAUGCUUAUUUAUGCUGGAGUUAACCUCCACCAGUGAGCCCAGCCCCAGGCCAAACUCACCCCAGCUGAGUGAAGCCUUUCCUGGGCUGACAAGAGAGGAGUGGGAUGGAGGGGGGGGGGGUUGUGAUGGUUGCUAUCCACCUCCUCUUCCCACUCUUUCUUUUUCCCUUCUCUGAUCACCAGUGCUUAAUUUCUGAUUGCCAAGACAAUCAAUUGUAACUGCAGGCGUAACGGAGAACCUAUUGCAGAGGGAAACGGCCUCAGUUCUACCGGCACAAACACAUGAAUCUGCGCUCAGAUGAGACUUUUGCUGGGCUUAAGAGAAUAAAGCAUGCAAUAUCUCUACUUAUGAGGUUCGCGAGGGCCCUGAAGAACAUCGGGUUGCUGCAUUGGUUUGAUCUUGUGUUAAAUUAUUUAUGUGAUACUGACCAAUGGCUUCUUUCUUUGUCCUAGAACUUCUCCUAGUCUCUGUGGCAGAUGUCCUUUGUGGUAAUGUAAGGUAAUCCAACAUGAAUCAAUUGUACGGUUUAAACCUCCUAUAGAAGCAUUGACGUCUUGUGAUGGAUUAAAAGAAAACUUGAAACCU
Molecule: messenger RNA, 3109 nt
Organism: Poecilia reticulata (guppy)
Lineage: Eukaryota; Metazoa; Chordata; Actinopteri; Cyprinodontiformes; Poeciliidae
Gene: pex2
Product: peroxisomal biogenesis factor 2
Biological process (GO): protein import into peroxisome matrix
Cellular component (GO): peroxisomal membrane
Molecular function (GO): zinc ion binding
Source: RefSeq, a predicted model, not a curated record